GUAAUAAACGGUACAAAAAUGGUAUUCAAGAAUUUCGUUACACUUUUCCAGAAAAUCGAAAACAACCGGGCGUUUUCGAUGGCCGGUUUCCCUUCUUUCCACCACAUUCCCAUCGUCGUGGAGCAAUCCGGGCGCGGGGAAAGAGCGUUCGAUAUCUAUUCCCGAUUGCUAAAAGAGAGAAUUAUAUGUCUCAUGGGACCGGUAAAUGACAUUUCUAGUUCCCUUACAAUCGCUCAACUAUUGUUUUUGCAAUCAGAAUCGUCCACGAAACCCAUUCAUAUGUACAUUAAUUCUCCAGGAGGGGUCAUAACAUCUGGUCUGGGCAUUUACGAUACUAUGCAGUACAUUUUACCGCCAGUUGCAACUUGGUGCGUUGGACAAGCUUGCAGCAUGGCUUCUUUACUUUUAGCUGCCGGAACGAAGGGAAUGAGAAACUCUCUUCCCAAUGCAAGGAUUAUGAUCCACCAGCCGUCGGGCGGAGUGGUGGGCCAAGCAACCGAUAUCAAAAUACAAGCUGAAGAAAUCUUAAAGUUAAAGAAGCAGAUAAACUCUCUGUAUCAAAAGCAUACCGGUAUGCCGCUGGAGCUGGUCGAAACCAGUUUGGAAAGGGACCAUUUCAUGACGCCCAACGAAGCGCUGGCGUUCGGAUUGAUCGAUAAUGUUCUGACGAGCAAACCGGAUGUCGCCAAUAAGAAAAGCGAGGAAGCCAAAGCGUUGAUGGACGAUUUGAUUAAGUUGCCGAAGACGCAAAACGACAAGGAAGAAGAGAAAAUUUUGCGCAAAAAUGUCGGGCCGAACUUCAUCGAUUUGAAGUACAAGGAUGGCGAACGUACUACCAAAUAAUUUUAAGAAAUCCA
Molecule: messenger RNA, 857 nt
Organism: Phyllotreta striolata
Lineage: Eukaryota; Metazoa; Arthropoda; Insecta; Coleoptera; Chrysomelidae
Source: the annotation of a GenBank genome assembly